Molecule: messenger RNA, 1155 nt
Organism: Tinamus guttatus (white-throated tinamou)
Lineage: Eukaryota; Metazoa; Chordata; Aves; Tinamiformes; Tinamidae
Source: RefSeq, a predicted model, not a curated record
CGCAUGUCAGACCAGAACAGCACCGAUGAUGGGGAGUCAGACCCCCAGCACAGCCUGUCUAUGGUCUUCCUCCUCGUGCUGGUCUUCUUCAUCAUGGGGCUGGUGGGUUUCCUGAUCUGCCAUGUCCUGAAGAAGAAGGGCUAUCGGUGCCGGACGUUCCGCGAUGAGCUCGACCCAGAUAACAAGGACGUGCUGACGGAGCUCCAGGCCAAUGAUGAGGAGGAGCUGAAUGAGGACACCGUGGAGAAGAUUGUGAGAUGCAUCAUCCAAAAUGAAGCAAACGUGGAGGCCCUCAAGGAGAUGCUGGGGGACAAUGAUGGGGAUGUCCCAGUGCCAGUGCCCAGCCUUUGUCCCCACCGUAACAGCCAAGAUGGGGGACCACCACAUCACCACACAGUGCACCUGGGCUCCACGCAGGCCCCCUGCAUCCACUGUAGCAAGAGGAAGAAGCCCCCUCUGCAUCGACAAGGGAGGUCCAAAGAUGGCAAAGGCAGGAUGCAUCCUGGAGAGACCACUGUCUUCUCAGUGGGCAGGUUUCGUGUCACACACAUUGGGAAGAAGCCCGCUUUCCAAGAGCAGCAGGACGCUGCCCUGCCCGAUGGCAGCAAGGAGCCCAGCACGGAGGAGCUAGAGCACAGCAGCGAGCGGCUCCAGCAGGAGAGCGCUCGCAAUGGGACAGUCCCCGGGCACGGCCUGCAGAACGGGGCCGUCCAGAAGGGUGCACAGAGCGGCAAGGGCGCGGAGCAAAGUCACUCAAACGCCCCCAACACACCAGCCAACUCAGACACUCGCAGCAAUAGACCUGAUGGCAAGGGGCCUGGGAGGGCAGGCUCGCUGCAGGAUGUUCACACUGCUCUUGGAAGCGCUAGUCACCAAAGGAAGCGUUUGGGCCACCAGGCUCUGGGGGGGUCAAGUGCCAGCACCCCAGGAGAGCCAGCGGAGGAAGGAGGGCAGAGAGCCAGCGUUUACCAGGAGGAGGCUGGACUGGGCUCAGCGGAUGAAGUGUCAGAUAUUCACGGGAGUCUGAGCCUACAGGAAGCGUUACAAGCUGAUGAGCUGGGAAGCAACUACACCAGCAGGAAGCAGCCCGGAGCAGAGGAUGUGGGGCAGCAGGAGCCGAGCGCCAUGGUGCGGGACCCGGGACUGACCGUGUGA